UAGAAUUAAACGUAACCAAAAACCAAAAGAGUGACCUAACAACAAACUAGUGAUGGCUGCAUUCCAGCAAACCACAGUAAACACUGUGAAUAGGACACAGUUAACUCAAAUGGGAUGUUUUUUUUAUUUUUUCCUUUUUACCAUUUCAGUUUUGCUCAGGGCACAAACAAAGGAUAACCACCAAGGCACGCCCUGUGUGACAUCAGAAGUGAGAGAUUAAGUUCACAAUUUAUCUGGCGGUGAAAAACAGCACCUCUUUAUAUGCUGCGACUGUGAAUGAGAGACUUCAUGCUGUUGUCCUGCACUCUAACGCGCUCUUAAAGGCACGCGUGCACACACACACGUGCGUGGAGAGGCUACGUGGUGAGGAGAGGUGCUCCACAGUGUCAGCAGAGAGUAGGCAGGGAGCGAGGCAGGCUGACGCAUAGAGAGCAGGCACUUCAGCUCUGUGGUGCAUGCAGCUUUUUCUCCUCAGGAUACACACAGACUGUUUGUGUGUGUGAUUCAUAUCAUCAACUUUACAAAUCUCACAGAAAGGACACGUGAGCAAGAAAAAAAUGGAAGAUUUCGAUUAUCACGACGAAGACGACUCCAUGUUAAAUGACAGUUAUGAUUACAGUUAUGAACACAGCAUUUGUGACAAGCAGGACGUGCGCUCUUUUGCCGGUGUCUUCCUCCCGGUCAUCUACGCCCUGGCUCUGGUGGUGGGCCUGGCUGGAAACGCCCUGGUAGUGGUGGUCUACACAUCAAAGGUGCGACUACGAACCCUGACAGACGUGUGCAUCCUUAACCUCGCCAUUUCCGACCUGCUGCUCCUCUUCACUCUGCCGUUCUGGGCGGUUGAUGCCGUCCAUGGCUGGAUGCUGGGUUCGGCAGCCUGCAAGAUCACCUCCUUCCUCUACAGUACCAACUUCAGCUGUGGCAUGCUGCUGCUGGCAUGUAUCAGUGUGGAUCGUUACCGUGCUGUGACCCACAAUCCAACAGGCAGGUCUGGAACCGAUCCCCGGGUGAGGAGACAGUGGCUCGUGGUGUGUGUGGUGUUGUGGGCUGUAGCCAGCUUUCUUGGCCUUCCUGAACUCAUCUUCUCCACGGUGAAGCACUCCCAUCACAGGAAGGCCUGUACAGCCGUCUACCCUCCCAGCAUGGCCCGACCUGCAAAAGCUGCCCUGGAGCUGUUGGAGGUGACCCUUAGAUUCUUGCUCCCUUUCCUGGUCAUGGUGGUGUGUUAUUGCUGCAUAGGUCGGGUGCUGAGCCGGGCAGCAGGUGUGCGGAGAGACAGGAAGUGGCGUGCCCUGCGGGUCCUGCUGGCUGUUGUGGCUGUAUUCCUGCUUACCCAGCUGCCCUACAACGUGGUCAAGCUGUGCCGAGCGAUGGACGUCAUCUACAUCCUCGUGACCGACUGUGAAGUCAGCAAGGGUCUGGAUCAUGCCAUCCAAGUGACAGAGGGCCUGGCGCUGUCCCACGCCUGCAUUAACCCUCUCCUCUAUGCCUUCAUCGGGUCCUCCUUCAGGGGACACGUACUCAAGGCUGCCAAGCGUCUUGGACAGCGACUUGGGAGUCACCCGAGACAUGUCAACGAGCAGCCGGCAGUGCAGAUUGCACUCAACACGCGCAAUCAAGAACAAUCCCAGUCUGGUUCAGAAGAACAAGACACCAGCACCUUCACUAUUUAAGACUUAAAAAUAUCUAUCUACUUCCCUUUAAACACAUAAACAAAAUUGUAUUUCUAUGUACAGUAUAUAUUUUGUUUUAGAAAAGAUAUAUGGCAUUAUUUUACUUAAGUAACCAGAAAUGUUAAUUCUUAGUUUCAUAAAUAUAUAUAAACAUGCAUGUACAGUGACUUUAUAUGCUCGAAGCAAAGUAUUUUGUAUAAAUUAUGUCUUUUAUUAAAUAAAAGAACAAAGAUCUUUAGUGAUACGCAUCAUUGCAAUUAAAUUUGGUCUGAGUCCUUCUCUGUUUCCUCACGACAAAUCCAAUUCAACCCUACAGUGUGCGCUGCCUUACAUGAGAUCAUCUGCAUCGCAUUUUAUUACAUCCCGCGGCUUUGGGCUCUGGUGACGGAUGAUAGCUUGAUUGCACAGUGGGUGACCCAUUGUGCAGGAAAACCAUUUGGCAGACAGAGACAGAACAGCAAACAGCAGGAAGGACCCCUCCGUGCCAUCAAACUGAGACACAGAAAAGAGAUGAGUUCCUUGGAGGAGCUUAAAGCGUGACGGAUGUUUUUAUUCACUUGUCUUUUUUCAUUUCAAUAACAUGAGCUUGAAAGAGCAAAUGGUUUGCAGUGGAGUAAAAUCAAUAGCUCUGUAUAAUGAUUUAAUAUUUUAGUGGUAUAUAAACGCUCUCUCCAGGCUACUACCAUGGUCUUUUUCCCCUUUGAAGACAUAUAACAUUAUGCUCAAGCUAACCCUAAUGCAUUCACCACAUAUCAAACCCAGGAUCAGAGCGUAGGCCAUAUUCCAAGAAUUAACAGUGCUUUUACUCUAGCUUUUACAAAUAGGGCUCUGCUUCAUUUGGCACAACAUCCUGACCACAUAGCUUUUAAAGUCCUUAAACAUUUCGUUGUUUACCAUUAUAUAUUAGUCAUCCUUUUUCCAGCGUAAAUGGCUUACAGCUUGGAUGCGUGAGAGCUGGACUCAAAAUAAAACACAAACUAGGUGUGGCUAACAAGAGACAAAAGUUUAGGCUACAGUUUCAACAGUCUCCAAGCAGAGGAAUGACUGAGUCCACAGGGAAUACAAGUAUCGACUGUCACCAUUGUUAAACAAGGAACUUUUUUCUUUAAACUCUCUAAACUCACGAUCGUGCCAUCACGAUCUGCAAUUGAUUGAAAUUCAUUGUAGUCGGAGCCAGAUGUUAAGCAGGCUGUUCUUAAACAGUAAAUGAGUAAAUAAUUAUUGGCAGGCAUUAAAUGUCUCAACAUUAUUAACUAGAACACCAAGUCAAAAGUUACCUAACAGUCUUAACUCAACAGUAUAACUUGUAUUCACGUUAUUGUGAUGAUUGAUCCCACUAGCACCACACUGUUAAGUUAAACAUCUGUACGUGGUCUGUGCCACUGUGAGUGUGUAUGCAAAUGCUAAAAAUUGCAGAAUGCAGGUCUGGGAAUCAUUUCGGUACAUUAUCAUGCCCACGGGACAGUCCUGUAAAACUUUCACGCCACAGAGCUGCUCUGACAACAUUUAGAGAACCUCCCAACUAGAUACUCAACUUUAGAGGAAGGAAAACUGCACGAUUCUGUCGUGUAUGUGGAGUACAGGCUACAUUUUUUAAGUGGACAGGCUUAUAUUUCUAGUCUAAUUUACAGUCCAUGACAAGUAAAAAAAAA
Larimichthys crocea (large yellow croaker) is the source of this 3325-nucleotide messenger RNA. RefSeq names its product atypical chemokine receptor 4b (gene ackr4b). The record is from RefSeq and is a predicted model, not a curated record. Lineage: Eukaryota; Metazoa; Chordata; Actinopteri; Sciaenidae. Gene Ontology annotation, cellular component: external side of plasma membrane; membrane. The transcript is spliced from 2 exons. Gene Ontology annotation, biological process: calcium-mediated signaling; immune response; cell chemotaxis. Bases 558 to 1673 code for a protein of 371 amino acids. Gene Ontology annotation, molecular function: C-C chemokine receptor activity; C-C chemokine binding; scavenger receptor activity.